Messenger RNA from Colletotrichum acutatum, 1708 nucleotides. RefSeq lists its product as uncharacterized. The transcript has a single exon. Lineage: Eukaryota; Fungi; Ascomycota; Sordariomycetes; Glomerellales; Glomerellaceae. The record is from RefSeq and is a predicted model, not a curated record. The coding region runs from base 213 to 1448 and encodes 411 amino acids.
AAAACCUGAAAACCCCCCUUCCCCUCCCUUUAUCACGAAAUACUCUGUUUCGGUCUCGUCCUCUCCUGUCAAGGGUCCCCAUCUCCAAUCAUCUACCCGCCUGCCGGCAGACACUGAAUCAAGGCCACAACAACAUAAAUUUCCAAAUAAGCAACCUAUACUCAGGGCAGUACUAUAUCACGGAGUCUCACGGAAACAUCAAGUUCAGCUCCAUGAUGAUAGUCUUAUUCGUGGCAUUGCUUGGCUUGGCAGUGAGCGUAGCAAGCCAGCUUCCCCCCGACACCGUCUACCUAGGAUGCGGCACACCUUUCGCCUUCCAGCAGGUCUUCACCUUAACCUCUGUCGAUAUCAGCAAUAGCGUAUCGGUUUGUCGAAAUAUUUGCUUCACGACCCUCGGCCGCUCAUACGGCGCGAUCUUUUCGACCCAGUGUUACUGCAGCAAUGCAGGUGUUACCAAUAUCCUAUUCUCACCUGGUAGCCCUAGUAAUUGCAAUAUCCUUUGCCCUGCAGAUAAUACCCUUUACUGUGGCGGUUCUGUCAGCUCCGCUCAGUAUUUCAGCCUGUUCGACUUUUCUAUGUCGACAACGACAACGACAACUUCAACGAGCUCCUCGAGCUCCUCAAGUUCUUCAAGCUCGUCCAGUUCUUCCAGCUCAUCGAGCUCAUCGACCCUGACGACCUCUCCGACAUCCACCGACACAAGUAGCUCAACUACUUCAGGAACGAGCAGUACUGACACCUCAACAACUUUGACCUCGUCAUCAUCCAGCACUUCGAGCUCCUCAAGCAGCGGGCCAACAAUCACCACUACGGACUCUAGUACUACCUCUUCCUCUUCACUCACCUCCUCCUCAACAUCUUCGACAACUUCAACGCAAUCAUCAACUACCCCUUCUUCAAGUUCAGGAACAAGUUCAUCCACGAGCACUUCCAACACUGGUAGCUCCAGAACUAGCACGGGGCUUUCUACCACCUUGAAUCUGAACCCAAGUGCGAGUUCGAACGUCACGAGCAGCAGCGGGACGACCAGCUCUUCAUCCUUCAUCGGCUCUUCCUUGACAUCCGGGAGCACUGGAACAUCUACUUCUACUCCUUCUUCCACUACCGGCACGACUAGCGGGAGCUCAGGAUCCUCCGUCAUCUCAAGCUCGACUACAACUAUUAGUUCAUCGCCGUCUAUACUCACUUCCUCGACGACUUCUGGUUCAUCUCCGAUACCAAGCUCAAGUUCAAGCACUCCGACAUCCGCGACCACAUCGAGCACUAGCCAGACUAGCAUCCAAUCGAGCACAUCUCCAUCUUCACAAGCCUCCUCCUCUGGGAUUCUUUCCACAUCGCUCACAGCAUCAUCAUCCACUCAAACAAGUACAGCUUCGACUUCUCAGAUUACUGCCGCUUUUGUUCUCACCGUUUCGGUUUUGCCUGCUGCCACUGCAUCCGCUGGUUGAAUGUUCAGAUGGGUUGAAGGAAAGGAGAUAAUGCGAGGCGGACAGGUGAGAGAAACAAUGCACUUCGGUCACCCUUUGGGUUCGGACGUCUGAAGAGGUAUAUCUUGUGAUCAUUAUUAGGUUUUAACAUCGAGGGCACGAAUAAUUGACGUGAUUUUAUUUACUUGAAGCUGAAGAAUAUCAAACACGUGAUAGUCAAACAGAACUACUUCUGCUCCUGUCAUAUUGUCUCUAAGAUAGUCAAGCGUGUAUUGGAAGCC